AUGACGAUACUCAGGGAUGACCAAGCGCGGAAUGUUGAUCCCUCACUUGUCGGGGAGGGGCUUGGACUAGAAGUAGAAGUGGAAGUUGGACUCGAAGUCGAGGUCGCCGAUGAGCUGGUGCUUGAAGAACUAGAGCUGGAAGAAGUUGACGAUUGCGAGCUACUGCUGCUCGACGAGGACGCACUGCCCGGUGUUCCUAGUAUGCCACCACCAACAGCAGUAGGAACCGUACUACCUCCUGCACUUUGUGCUGCUGACUUGAAUGCAGCAAGUGUAUCUGGUCCAUUGCUUCUGCGGAAGUGGAACUCGACUUUGCUUCCUGGGGAGACGGAAAGAGUAUCUGGACUGAAUGUGAAACCAUUCUGCCCUACAUUGACCGUUUGGACCGCACCCGCAGCUGAGGAUGAUGUGGUUGAUGGUGCACUCGAAGUUGACGAUGAUGAGGUUGUUGAUGAGGAUGAUGAGGAUGAUGUGCUGCUUGGUGGGCCACCAUACUGGGCAUAG
Aspergillus pseudoviridinutans is the source of this 504-nucleotide messenger RNA. RefSeq lists its product as uncharacterized. Lineage: Eukaryota; Fungi; Ascomycota; Eurotiomycetes; Eurotiales; Aspergillaceae. The record is from RefSeq and is a predicted model, not a curated record. Bases 1 to 504 code for a protein of 167 amino acids. The transcript has 2 exons.